AGUCAAUAUUUUGUCAAAGGAAGGAGUGAUUUCUCGUAUUUAUCGUAAAAACGCACGUUAAAUUGGAAAUCCAGAAUAAAACACAUAUUUUAUAGCACGUUUAUUCUUUACAAAACCGAUAUAAAGACUCAUAUUUCCUUGAAACAAUUUUAGCAGUUAGUUUUUAUGCAUUUGUUCCCAGCCCUCCAUACAAUUUCAAUAUUUGUAAUUUACUGCUUAUGAAGACUAUUAACACUAUAUAAACAUGAGCUGUUGGAGAUAAGACUCAGAAGGUCGUCGUAUAAGUGUAGUUCGCAGUGUAACAUUCUCUUUCGACCGUCCCAAGGUUCGGUCGUCUCUUGGGUGGCAAGACCUAAGAUUUAUGUACUCAAUUAUUCGCGACUCUGUGCCAAUGGAAUACGACAAUGAUGAGAACACAUGGCGUCGUCACUCAACGCCGAAGGUGGAGCGGUCUACAUGCCACCAAAUACCAAAGAGGUCAACAACUGUUGCUGUGGUAGUCCUUGGGCUAGCAGUGCUCAGCUGCUUACUUGGGUACUGUGUGCUCAGCGAGACACUACCUUACGAGUCUAAAACGUUGCGGCUUGUUAUUAUUCUGUUCCGACAUGGAGCCAGAACUCCAGUGGAGAGUUACAACAGUGACCCAUACAAAAACUAUCAAUGGCCUGAUGGACUAGGUGGCUUAACUAAUGCUGGCAAACUACAAUUGUAUGAGCUGGGCAAAAAGUACAGAAGUUACUAUGCAAACUUUAUUCCCGAAGAGUACUGUGACAAAGAUGUGUUCAUACGCAGCAGUGACAAGUCUCGUUGUCUGAUGAGUGCGUACACAUUCCUGGCUGGACUGUACCCACCUACGGAGCGGCAGCUGUGGCACCCAGAACUACCGUGGCAACCAGUUCCUGUUCACUCUCUACCCAGAGAAUUAGAUAAUAUAGUUGCAGCAACGAAACCUUGUAAAGUAUGGAAGGCCAUGUACCAAGAGCAACUGGCUGAAAAGAAUGCUGAUCCAAAGUUCACAGAAUUAUUUGAUUAUUUGAGCAAACAUACCAAUCAGAGUAUGCGCAGUAUAUUGCCUGUUGAUUUCUUGUAUAGUACACUCCUGUCGGAACAAGAGGCUGGGUUGAAGCUUCCUGAGUGGACGAGAACCGUGUUCCCCAGUAAAAUGAAAACUCCGUUUAUGUUGAGCUUGGCUUUGCUGUCCUACAAUGAGAGUUUGCAGAGGUUACAAAUCGGACCACUCUUAAAAGAAAUGAAGCUGUAUUUGGACGAGGCAGUUCGCCACGAGAACGUGGAUCGCACUCUAUACGUGUACUCCGGACAUGACGUCACUGUGGUGUCACUCUGGCGUGCUUUGGGGUUCGAUGACCUUUUAGCACCAGAUUAUGGCGCAAGCAUUGUCCUGGAACUGCAUGAAGAUAUUGAACAGGAGUCUUUCUUCGUGAAGACAUUCUAUCGCAACAACACGAAGGUGGAAGUUCCUUUGGAGCUGAAGUUACCAUUCUGUGACGACCCUUGUACAUACACCCAGUUCACGGAACACAUCACCAAGCUGAUACCGGAAGACUGGGAGGCAGAGUGUGGCAACACAAACCAGUAACCAUAUAUUUUAUUACGCCUAAGAUAUUGAUUACAAGUCUGCCAACAGUCCAGUUGCUAGUUUACUAAGAAGAGCCCCAAAAUAUCGAAUGUAUUUAUUAAGUUUUUUUAAGUAAUUUAGAGAUUAAGAUGAGCCGUUCUCAACAGAGUUGGGAGAAACUUAGUUGAUUAUUAUUUAUUAUGUUUUUCGGCUUACUCACGUAAUUAUUUGACGAGGAAUUCGAUUAAUUUUUUGCAUCAAAUCAUUAAACGAGUAAGCCGAAAAUCACUAUAAUUAAUUCAGUAUGUCUCACGAAAGUAACAAUAUGAAUUUAGUUGAUGAUGUUUAUGGAAUGCUUGUGGAGUCAGUACUCAGACGUAAAUACAUCACAAGCUGUUAACGAAAUCUGUGAUUAUUAUAUGAUUAUUUUUUAUGUAACAAAGGUGCUGUUGAAUGCAGUAAUUUCUGCCAUUUGUGAAUCAAAUAGAUUUAGACUUAUUUUAGUUAAAACAAAAAAUGUAAGUCACAAUACAGAUAAUGUUUGCCAAAUUUUAGAACCACGAGUUAUUAUUACAGCUGUUUUUUCGCCACCGCAAGAAUUAAACAAAGAUAUUUAUUAAGUAUGCCAAGUUGAAUGGAAUGGGUGUUCUUUGAGUAAUUUACAUUGUGUGAUAUAACAAUGUUCAAUGUUGCCAAAUUGAGCCUUUAGAGAUGAUUAAAGUACUAUUAAUAUUGUCAUUAAGAAUUGAUAAGUUGGGCGGCGUAAAUGGCUCGUAGGUGUCGUGUGUGGCUAUGGGUGAGACUACAAUACUUUGUUGGAACGAUGAAGCCAUACAAAAAUUAUCGUGGAUUCUGAUUUUUUAUUUGUAAUUUUUAACGUCUUAGUCUAAUAUGAUGUAAAAUGAUCAUUUUAUGUUGCGUGGUUGAGUCAUCGCAUCGCAUUACUAUGCGACGUAACUUCAUCAACGCGGUAUGUCGUGGUCUCGCCCUACAAUGUUAUUAAGCUAGAAUUUUAUGCCUCGAUACUAUUUAUUAUUAUUCUUUUUUUGUACAUAAAUAUUAUACUCAAGGUACACGUGCGUACAUUAUAAUUAUAUAGGUGGUAAUACUAUGUACGUCAACGUGUAAUGUACAGUUAAUAAAACAAAAGGAGAACGGCAGAUUUCGUACCGCUUUGCUAAAAAAAGAUUUGUCAUUGUUUUGC
Molecule: messenger RNA, 2780 nt
Organism: Spodoptera litura
Lineage: Eukaryota; Metazoa; Arthropoda; Insecta; Lepidoptera; Noctuidae
Product: prostatic acid phosphatase
Biological process (GO): dephosphorylation
Molecular function (GO): phosphatase activity
Source: RefSeq, a predicted model, not a curated record